Arachis stenosperma is the source of this 1388-nucleotide messenger RNA. RefSeq names its product zinc transporter 11. Lineage: Eukaryota; Viridiplantae; Streptophyta; Magnoliopsida; Fabales; Fabaceae. The coding region runs from base 92 to 1132 and encodes 346 amino acids. Gene Ontology annotation, cellular component: membrane. The record is from RefSeq and is a predicted model, not a curated record. The transcript has 3 exons. Gene Ontology annotation, biological process: zinc ion transmembrane transport. Gene Ontology annotation, molecular function: zinc ion transmembrane transporter activity.
UAUUUAACCCUCUUCUCUUCCACGCCACGCCAAUCUUCAAAACAAAACAUUCAUUUCAUUAUUUCCUUUCUCCUCCUCCUUCUUCUUCGCCAUGUCUUCUCAACUCAUCGUCUUCUUCUUCUUCCUCCUUGUCUUAUCCGCUUCAGCUCACAGCGGUCACGACGACGACGAUGCCGAUGCCGAUGCCGCUGGAGGCGACGCCGUCAAUCUCCGUUCCAAGUCAUUGAUCCUUGCCAAGAUUUACUGCCUCAUAGUGAUCUUCUUCGCGACAUUCAUCGCCGGAGUUUCCCCAUGCGUGCUGAAAUGGAACGAAGGGUUUCUUGUUUUGGGAACACAGUUCGCUGGCGGAGUGUUCUUGGGAACAGCAAUGAUGCAUUUUCUGAGCGAUGCUAACGAGACUUUUGGGAGCUUGACGGAGAAAGAGUACCCUUUCGCUUUCAUGUUAGCUUGCGUUGGUUACUUGAUUACUAUGCUCUUAGAUUGUGUCAUCUCAACUGUUUUGAACAAGCAGGCUCCUCAAUCUUCUGCUGCCGAUGUUGAGAUUCAAGGGUCUAUGACAGUCAAAAGAAGUGGCAAUGGAGUUGCUUCUCAGUCACAAUUCCAGAAUAAUUCCGGUGCCGGCCACCACCUAGCAAACCCUGCUCUUACAUCUAUCACCUCAUUUGGAGAUACCAUCUUGUUAAUUGUUGCUCUCUGCUCUCACUCCGUGUUCGAGGGCUUAGCCAUAGGAGUUGCCGAGACAAAAGCAGAUGCUUGGAAAGCUUUAUGGACAAUAAGUCUGCACAAAAUAUUUGCUGCCAUUGCCAUGGGUAUUGCUCUCCUAAGAAUGAUUCCUGACCGUCCUUUACUAUCCUGUGCGGCCUAUGCUUUCGCCUUUGCAAUUUCCAGUCCAAUUGGCGUAGCCAUUGGAAUUGUAAUAGACGCCACGACACAAGGUGCUGUCGCGGAUUGGAUCUUUGCUAUAUCGAUGGGUCUAGCUUGUGGGGUGUUCGUCUAUGUAUCAAUAAACCAUCUUUUGUCGAAGGGAUACACACCCCAUAGGCCAAUAGUGGUGGAUUCAGCCUAUUUCAGGUUUCUUGCUGUGUUGUUUGGCGUUGGAGUGAUAGCGGUUGUGAUGAUCUGGGACACCUAAUGUCAUCCAGGUGCAGCGAGUCAUAAUCAUCGAUGCUGAUUCAGAGAUAACUUCUCUUUGAAGUUAUAGAAUAUAUCUCUCCUAUGAUUCACGGAGACGAACACACACCCGACAAACACAUCAAUUUUAAGUUCUUAUAAGACAUGGGAAUAUUGCGUAUACAUAUAUCUGUAAAAUAUAAAAGUAUUUUUUAGAUGAAUUGUAAUGAUAUUUUUAUUUUUUAUUGAUAUUAAAAUAUAAAUUAAUUUUUAAACUA